CUAGCUCCCGCCCGCGAGCUACCCACUCCUCUCCCCUCCGGUCUCUCGUUGGUUUCGUCUCAAGCGGGCCUUAGCGACGGCGGGCGCGCUGGAGGAAGAUGGCGGCUCCGGCCUCAGCGCUGCUGCCGGCUCUGUGACCGCGGCGCUCGCUCCUCUCCUCCACCUCUUGCGCGUUCCCGCGCCCCGUCCCUCCCGGCUGCCCUCCGCCCCCUCCCCUUCCCCUCCGGGGCGCGGGGACCAUGUCGGACUCGGAGGAGGAGGAGAGUCCGGACCGCCAGCUCAAGCUAGCGUUGUUGGGGGACGGCACCUCUGGCAAGACAUCCUUAGCCACACGUUUUGCCCAAGAAACCUUUGGAAAACAGUACAAACAAACUGUGGGACUGGACUUCUUCUUGAAAAGGAUAACAUUGCCAGGAAAUUUGAAUGUUACUCUUCAAGUGUGGGAUAUAGGGGGGCAAACAAUAGGAGGCAAGAUGCUGGAUAAAUAUAUCUAUGGAGCUCAGGGUAUUCUCUUGGUUUAUGAUAUUACGAACAGCCAGAGCUUUGAAAAUUUAGAAGACUGGUAUAAUGCAGUAAAAAAAGCGAAUGAAGAAUCAGAAACACAGCCACUUGUAGCCUUGGUUGGAAAUAAAAUUGAUUUGGAGCACAUGCGCACAGUGAAAGUUGACAAACACCAACGAUUUUGUCAGGAAAACAAUUUCAGUAGCCAUUUUGUGUCAGCCAAGACAGGCGAUUCUGUCUUCCUAUGUUUUCAGAGAAUUGCUGCUGAUAUCCUUGGCAUCAAAUUAAACAAAGCAGAAAUGGAACAAUCACAGAGAGUGGUGAAGGCGGAUAUUGUCAACUACAUUCAGGAACCUGUGACAAGAACCGUUAAUCCUCCUAGAAGCUCAAUGUGUGCAGUUCAAUGACUAUAUUAUUUUUCUCUGUGUUGAUACCUUUGGCAGCCCUCCUACCUUGACACAGGCUCCAGGAUUGCCAGGAACUUUGUUUUAACAGUGACCAUUGUUGCAAUGCAAGUAAGAGUUCCAAAAAACAUGUUGCACCAUUGUAUGUUGAAAAGCAGCAGGCAGUCUUCUGACUGGCCAGGUUUCAAACAUUAGACCACACACUUUGGAAAAUUAAGAUCUAUAUUCUUUUAAAUUAUGUUUCAAUAAAGCAGAAUAAUUGUGUUUAUACACUUCCUCCUCUCUAUUUGACUGAUACUGGAAUUAAGUUGGAUAAGAAGUCCUGCGUUUUCAAUAAUUUUAAAGACACCACUGCUGUUAGGUAUUUUGCCAAAGCAUUUUAUCUUUUUUAUCCCUUCUGCCUCCUGUGAUCUAAACUGACACUGAGCAAAAUGUAACUUGGAAAAGCUGUUGCUGGAAUAAUGUUGAGCAAGUAAUAUAUUUUAUCUAGGGAUAAUUUGGAAAGUAUUCCAUUGUUAUAUAUAUUUAUAUAUAGUGCAAAAUGUAUAAAUUGUAUCCAGUAAGAAACAGUGCUUGAAAUAAAGCUGUAAUAUGAAAAUA
Messenger RNA from Rhea pennata, 1505 nucleotides. RefSeq names its product RAB28, member RAS oncogene family (gene RAB28). Gene Ontology annotation, molecular function: GTP binding; GTPase activity. The record is from RefSeq and is a predicted model, not a curated record. Bases 240 to 908 code for a protein of 222 amino acids. Lineage: Eukaryota; Metazoa; Chordata; Aves; Rheiformes; Rheidae. The transcript is spliced from 7 exons. Gene Ontology annotation, biological process: regulation of exocytosis.